AUGCCUACUCCAGCGACUACCCAGGAAGCAGCUCCUCCACGCAUUUCUCCUACACGAGCUCUUCCAGUCAGCUCCACUGCACAACACAUGUCUCGUCCGCACGUCACCACAUGGACAAGCACUCUCUCCCAGGCUCAUAUGGCUAACUCUCCGCUCGCACCUUCACACGCUGAGAGAGGCUCCCGGACUCCUCAAGGCGCUUCAACUGGACUGCAGGCUGCCCAUUCAGCAACAGUUCCAGGCAUGGAGAUGCUCAAAUUCUCCUUUAAGCAAGAACUCGAUAUCCGUAUGAGAAGAGUGGAGCAAUCGGCAGACAGCAUAGGGAGUUUUCUGGACCAGACCAUAACGCACGACAAUGACCGGGUGGACCUCAACACUCAUCCUCGAAUGGGGCCUACCGGAUCAAAAUGGUGGGUGGACUCUCGAUGGCAGAUGAGGUCGUUCGACCUCGGGAACGGGGAUCUCGAUGUGCCUACCACUUCAGUCAGUCGACGUAUAUUGCUUUACUCCCCCUGGUUCAAGGAUGACGGACCUAUCUUAGGCCCACCCGAGUGCGUACAACACAUCCGAGCGACAUGGGGAUAUCUAGAUACGCACCACAAGAUCAAGUCAAGCUGGUCUUCCAUGAUCUGCGUCAAACAAGCGGGUUGGGGAUGGAAUGUAUCCGAGCUCAAGCAGAUCGCUCAAGCCGCGAUCUACUUCGAAGACGCCUGGGUCCAAUUGACGUCCAUGGAUGGUACGAUGUGUCAGAGAAACUGGCAAGACAAUCCCGUCCUGGCGCCACAAUCUCGAUCCCAAGCCAUGGUAACCGUCGGGGCCAUGAACCACACGGCCGAUUUGAUACAGUUGUUCCUGGCAAACAAACACAUGUGGGCCCUGCAAGACAGGAAAUCCAAGGCACAUCGUUUAUCCUUUGUUGAGCCCCUCAGCAGGUUUGGCACAGUGCGAGAGGUGAAGUUUGGCUCACUAACUCUACACACAGCGGCUGAUGCUGUCCAUUGGACUAGCUUCACGUUGAACCUUGUUUAG
This is a messenger RNA of Endocarpon pusillum Z07020, 1029 nucleotides long. RefSeq lists its product as uncharacterized. The transcript is spliced from 2 exons. Bases 1 to 1029 code for a protein of 342 amino acids. The record is from RefSeq and is a predicted model, not a curated record. NCBI's taxonomy places the organism in Eukaryota, Fungi, Ascomycota, Eurotiomycetes, Verrucariales, Verrucariaceae.